This is a messenger RNA of Leptidea sinapis, 1021 nucleotides long. RefSeq names its product STING ER exit protein. The transcript has a single exon. Bases 231 to 875 code for a protein of 214 amino acids. Lineage: Eukaryota; Metazoa; Arthropoda; Insecta; Lepidoptera; Pieridae. The record is from RefSeq and is a predicted model, not a curated record.
AAAUAAAUAAAUAUCGUGUUUAUUAUUUACCUAUUCAUUUAUCUUAACAUAAUUUGUAUAAAAAAAUAAAUUAAAUUAAAAUUAAUAUUCAUUGCAUUAAUAAGAUUUUCAAAAAUUGAAAAUGCUUCUGUGAAUAUAAAAAUUGUUUUUACUUGUAAUCUAGGAACACAAAAUUUAUCGUAGAUACAUAGCCAACAUUUCGCUCUUGAAUCGUAUUUAUCUUCGUAGUCAUGCCUAAAGUAGUUUCUCGAAGCAUAGUAUGUUCAGACACAAAAGACCAGGAAGAGUACAACGAGACAAAACCUCUGCACAUUUAUUACUGUUUGUGUGGUCAAAUGUCUCUUAUUUUAGACUGCACCUUCGAUAAACUGCCGUUAAGACCAACUGACGGGGCUCGUGUAAUCGACGGUUCAAAACAUGCCCAUAAACUAACUUCAGAUCCAUACGAAACAGUGUAUCUCAAGAGAGAAAAAGGUAUUGAAAGGCAGUACAGGCUAAAAUGUAAGAAAUGUGCUCUUCCUAUCUUCUACAAGCACAAACAAGAUAGUAAUGUUGUGUUUAUAAUGGAAGGAGCUUUAGUUCAGACAGUGGGUGAGGUUACUGAUAUUUACAAACAAGUGGCACUGGCCCAACCAAAGAAGAUCAUGGUCACAAAACAUACAAAGAAUAUGGGUAAAUUCAGUUCAGUAACUGUGUCCACUAUUGAUGAAGAGGAAGAUGAAAUUGAGGCCAGAGAGGUUGCAGAUAGUUAUGCAAACAAUGCUAGAAUUAUUGAAAAGCAAUUGGAAAGAAAGGGCAUGAAUAAACGCCAGGCGGAAAUGCCGUCAACAAGUUCAACUGAAAAGAGGGUAAGAGGGACACUUAUUGAUAAAUAAAGUUGUCAUUAAUUGGAUUAUUUGAAGUAUAUUUUCUUAAUAACAGUGAUGUAGAGACAAUGUGAGGGUGUAUCAAGUGAAAAAUAUAAAAUUUAUGUUAUAUUAUGUCCUAUCCUUACCUCUGAAAAUAAAUCUCAUGGUAAAUA